This is a messenger RNA of Rubroshorea leprosula, 386 nucleotides long. The record is from the annotation of a GenBank genome assembly. Lineage: Eukaryota; Viridiplantae; Streptophyta; Magnoliopsida; Malvales; Dipterocarpaceae.
GUUAUCUUUCUCUCUCAACUUUGAUGGCCAUGGAUAUAUAUCCCACAAAAGUUCAACCAAUACAUGCAACAGAUUUCCAUAAAAAUCGUAGCUUCAGUGAUUAUUGGGUUGUUAGGGUAUGCAGCCCCUCGUAUGGUGGAUGUUUUGGCCUACUUUUGGCCUCUUUUGGCUUCGACUGUGGUGGAGAUGGUUGGCUUUGGUGGUCUCUCACAGCUUGCAACUGAAGGCCACGGUGAAAAGGUCGGUGAGGGACUUCUGAUGGACUAUGUAGCAGCUCCCCGGACAGAGCAUAUCACAGAGCUUCAGUAGCCAAGAUUGGGUUGUAUUUUUCUUACUCAUCUUUCAAAAACAUGAAAGUUAAUCCCGAAUAUAUAAUAAUAGUAAUU